Molecule: messenger RNA, 3498 nt
Organism: Penicillium nucicola
Lineage: Eukaryota; Fungi; Ascomycota; Eurotiomycetes; Eurotiales; Aspergillaceae
Product: putative serine/threonine protein kinase
Exons: 2
Coding region: 1-3498 (1165 amino acids)
Biological process (GO): protein phosphorylation; intracellular signal transduction
Cellular component (GO): cytoplasm
Molecular function (GO): protein serine/threonine kinase activity; ATP binding
Source: RefSeq, a predicted model, not a curated record
AUGACGGAAAUUAGGUCCUCGCAAGCUGGUCUGGAGGAUCCAGCUCGUGCUCGGAAUGGACAUGUCUCAGAAGAUCCCAAGCGGGACAGGAGGCGGUCUGAGGAGUCAUUACAAGCGCCGUUGGCGUCAAGCGAACCCGAGUCUAGCCAGACACCGUCCAAGAACACUGCGAAACCGACCAUAAUUACCGACGUAUCAGAGGCACAGGCGACCUUUCGUCAGGCCUUUCCGAGCAUCUAUGGUGCUCGGACUCCGUCAAAUCGCUCGUCCACGAGCUCGCUACAAGCUCUCAACGAAGACACGGUCGUCGAUGUCCGAUCGGAAAAUGGAAGCAUCGGACGCAGCCCUCGCCGGGCUUCUCGACAAUCCGAUCACGAAUUACCCGUUUACCCUGAUCAAUCGUAUGCCUCAUUACAUUCUCAGAUACACCCGAACUGGCGGGCACCCCACCUCUUCCAACCCGAUCCGCUGCCACGGCAUUCAUACGCCCGUGGCAUACGCACGGCGGGCAACACCCCGAUCUCAAGCCCGGGGCUGUUCUCUAUGAGACACCCUAAUUUGAAGACACCCUCUGGCUCUGACGAUGAGAGUUUGGGUAGCACCUAUCUCCACCCAACACAUCUUAAUCCGCCCAAAGAGACCCACACCGCUGAAGUGGACCGCGAUAUUAUCACUGGUAAUAAAACCAUCAAUCAAUACGAGAUUCUCGAGGAACUGGGACGAGGUGAACAUGGCAAAGUGAAACUAGGCCAGCAUGUCACCACCAAGCAGAAGGUCGCCAUCAAGAUUGUUCAACGAUACUCUACCCGCCGUCGAUUAGGCAAGCUAGGUAACCCGGAAGACAAAGUGAAAAAGGAGGUUGCCAUUCUAAAGAAGGCCCGGCACCCGAAUGUGGUCAGUCUGCUCGAGGUCAUCGACGAUCCAAACCGACAAAAAGUGUAUAUUGUGCUGGAGUAUGUCGAGAACGGCGAGAUCUCAUGGCGCAAGAAGGGUCUCCGAGAGAUCGUCCACGUCGACAAGCUACGCCUUGAGCGGGAGAAGAACGGAAUUCCUGACACCCCUGCCUUCCUGGAAGAGAGUCACCAAUUCAUCCGAACUGCGCAGCACUUGCGGCGACAGCGGGAACGGGCUCGCGAGCGAAUUGAGGCGCAGGCUGCCGACGCUCAACAAGAUCAUUCUGCGUGGAGUCUGGAGCAUGGUGCAGAGUCGUCGGACGAGGAGGAAGAUGAGGAUGGCGGUUUGAUGAUUAAAAGAUCAUCUAGCCGUCGUUCUGUCGCUGUAACAGAUGACUCGAGUCCGUCUUCUGCCCAAGAUCCAUCUCUGAACGCAGUCGAGGGUACUAUGUACGGUGCUUACUCAGACUACCCAUUCGAGCGCCGUUUCAGUACGACUUCGAGUAGCUUCGGUUACGCGCCCUCUGAGCCCGAAUGGUCUGCUGAGGGUGAUGACAUGGCAUUCGUCCCUUGCCUGACCAUCACUGAAACACGCAGUGCCUUCCGUGACUCGGUCCUUGGCCUGGAGUACCUUCACUUCCAGGGUAUUAUCCACCGUGAUAUCAAGCCAGCCAAUUUACUUGUCACCAGUAAUCAUCGGGUGAAGAUCUCCGAUUUCGGCGUCUCAUACUUGGGUCGUCCAAUGCGUGACGAAGAAGAAGAGCAUGUUGGUGAAACCGAUGCCGCGGAAUUAGACGAUGCUCGUGAGCUGUCCAAAACUGUCGGUACACCUGCCUUCUAUGCACCUGAGCUUUGUUAUACCGGCGAUGACUUUGUUGAGACCAUUGGGUCGAUCCCCAAGAUCACUGGCGCGAUAGACGUGUGGUCUUUGGGUGUCACGUUAUAUGGAAUGAUCUUUGGCCGUCUACCUUUUGUCUCGGACGACGAGUAUAGCAUGUUCCAGACCAUUGUGAAAAAGGAGGUAUUCAUUCCGAGAAAGCGCCUUGUGCCCGUGAUAGAUGACUGUUCGGACUCCAGCCAGUGGAAUAUGAGGAACAGCGAUGAGCUUGUUUAUGAGGACAUCGAGGACGAGCUAUACGACCUUCUCAGACGCUUGUUGACUAAGGACCCAGUCAAGCGGAUAACACUCAAGGAAAUCAAGCAUCAUCCUUGGACUCUUCACGGUCUUCCCAACCCUCGGAUCUGGAUCGAAGAAACUGACCCCGGCUUCCAAAGCAAGGGCAAGCGAAUUGAGGUCUCAAACGAGGAAGUCACCAGUGCCGUCAGCAAGGUUCCAUUCAUUCAACGUGUCCGAUCUAAUGUUGCCAAAUGGUUCGGUGGCCGAUCAAAGGAUAAGGAAUCUCGCAAUCGUCCAUCGAGCACAACCCCUUCCACUGAAACCCUCUCCUCCGCUUCGAGCAGCACAUUCGGCAAAGGCUCUCGUGAGAGUCGCCCAACCAGUCUACGGGGCGAUGAGGACUUCUUCCGGCCGCUCAAAUUUGGCAGCCAAGGACAUCCUCUUGCUCAGAGCGUUACUGCUAGCCCCGUGGAUGAAGGUGAUUGGGCGUCUUACUUCGAUAAUGUGCAAACACCUGCGCUCAAGGCUGCUCCGGCUCCAGCUGUAACGUCACGACCUGCCCCUCCUCGGCGCGCUAAGUCUUCCAUGUCUACAACGGAAUCCACCAAGACAUUUCGACAUUCCCCUGCCGAUUCGAAAGGGGGAGAUGCACGCUCUUCCAUCAUCGAAGCAUUAGGAUCGACCAACUUCGGUAGCCUUUUCAGUGGCGCAACCCGACGGGCAUCGCGUGGCAGUCGAAGUCGACGCACGUCACCGUCUGGUGAGCCAGGAUGCCAUAAGGAAGAGCCACACUCUGAGCCCAGUAUUGCUGUCAGUACAGCAUCGGCACAGGGCCAGGUUCGGACAACGGGUUUAUGGCAUGAUGAAGGUCAUCCCACCCCAGAGAAGCUGAAUCCUGAGUCUGCACACCGACGCAAUCGUUCUCAACAGCUUGCGGGCAAGUCGUCCGCGGAAUCGUUCCAUCUCACCAGGGAUGCACUGUUGCGCCGCAGGAGAAGCGACAUUGACGCAACCGAGGGCGGCACUUUGAGAGUCGACUACGCGAUGUACUCCACCGAGUCGCUCCUCCUGCCUCCCAUGGCGCCGCCCGCGGACUCUGGCUGCCCUGCAGAUAAUCCCAAUGGCGGACUUGCAAACUCCAAUUCGGCUACGAUUUCUUCGUCCUCGGCCGACGACUUCACCAGCGGCAUGUCGCAGAGUGCUUCACACCCCAGCAUCCCAUCUGUUGUCUCAAAUGCCUCCUCGCUUUCAGGCGAUGGGCUCUACUCAAGGGAUAAGGAUCUGGAGGAAGUACCUUCUAUACUCCGCACUGGUGAAACUCUCAAACCUCAUCGCUCUGGCUCACCCCGACCAUCCGAAGAAGAUGAGUCGAGGUACUACUGCGAUGACGAGGACGAAGAAGAGUCCGAGGAUGAAGGCCUCGUCAUUGGGAAAAAGAAGCCGACACCAGCACCGAAGCCUGCUGACCCUCCACAACCCUCAAAUUAA